Meloidogyne enterolobii is the source of this 1135-nucleotide messenger RNA. The record is from the annotation of a GenBank genome assembly. NCBI's taxonomy places the organism in Eukaryota, Metazoa, Nematoda, Chromadorea, Rhabditida, Meloidogynidae.
UUGUUCUAAUUUUUAGGGAAAUAUGGGACAAAUAUUUAGACUUUGAAUCUCAAGUUGGUGAUUUAACAAGCAUUUUAAAUGUUGAUCAAAGAAGGCGAGCAACAAAUCCUCAUAGUGAAGAACACAAUUCCCUUUGGUUAAUUGAUCGUUAUAAAUUUUUAAAUUUGACUCCAUGCACUUUGGAUGAAUUAAAAUUAAUGGGUUAUUCUUUGAAAUGUUCCAAACAUAUUUCUCUAUCCGGACAUUCACAUAAUAUUCCCUCUUCAGCAACACAAAAUGGUCAUUUAAAACCUACCCAAAUUCAAAAUAUUAGUAGCUCCACAAAUAUUGGUACAAAUUUGCUAGAAUUGGGGGCUGCUUAUGCUAGACCGGAUACUAGCCAAAUGUUGCCGUUUAAACCAAAACUUCCCCCAGCAGCAUAUCAUCCAGUGCCUGGAGGGGUAUUUCCCCCGCCUCUAAUUAUUUCUCAAUUACUACAAUUAUUGCCUCCUCCAAGGUCAUUUACUGGUCCGUAUGUGGAUAUUGAAGAAUUGGUGAAGAGUUUGGGAAGUUUUAAUCGGGAACCCCCAAGAGUCAAUUUAAAAGAAGGGCCGUCACUUGAUCCUAAUGCAACAUUUGAUGAUUAUAGAGCAGCAGAUGUAAAAAAAGAAUUAUAUCAAUUAUUAAAUACAACAACAGAUCCUAUUGUGUUAAUGGCAUCUUCUGAAUAUCAACAACAGCAACAAUCAAUAAUUGGUUCAAGAAAAAGAACAUUUAAUAAUACAGGGGAUUCAGAUUCUGAAGAUGAAUUACAACGACAGGCACUUGGAGGGGAUUUAUACAAAAGUAGAAUGCAAAUUAAAACAGUCAAAUGAUUAUUUUUUGUUCUCAUUUUUUGUUUUUAUUUUUAAAUAUAAAUUUAAUAUCUGGAGUAAAUUUAAAAAAAAAUAAAUUUUGAAUUUUUUUAAUACCUCUAAUUUUUAUAAUUUUUCGUUUUUGAAGUCUUUUAGAGUGUAAACUUUUUUGAAUGUCGAAGCGAAUACGUCAAGAAAAUUGUGUGAAUGGUGAUAAAGGAAAUGUUAAAUCAACAAAUAAUCAAUGGAGCAAGCCGAAAACUCGUUUGCCUGCACGUUGGCUUUAUUGUCCGCCUAUGGGA